Molecule: messenger RNA, 1141 nt
Organism: Hibiscus syriacus
Lineage: Eukaryota; Viridiplantae; Streptophyta; Magnoliopsida; Malvales; Malvaceae
Product: putative 12-oxophytodienoate reductase 11
Exons: 5
Coding region: 26-1129 (367 amino acids)
Molecular function (GO): oxidoreductase activity; FMN binding
Source: RefSeq, a predicted model, not a curated record
UAAUCAAGGUCGACGUCAAGAGAACAUGGAUUCAACUCCCGCCCUCCUCGCUCCUUACAAGAUGGCGAGUUUCAGUCUCUCUCACAGGAUAGUAUUGGCACCGAUGUCCAGGCUGAGGUCUUACAACUUCGUAGCUCAACCACAAGCCAUCUUGUAUUACUCCCAAAGAACAACACCGGGUGGUUUCUUGAUCGGGGAAGCGUCUGGUAUUUCACCAACUGCUCACGGGUACCCAAAUACUCCUGGAAUAUGGACGAAAGAACAAGUGGAGGCUUGGAAGCCGAUAGUGGAUGCUGCUCAUAAGAAAGGGGGUGUAUUCUUUUGUCAACUAUGGCAUGCCGGCAGAGCUUCUGAUAAUUGUUUCCAACCUGAUGGCCGGCCGCCAAUCUCAUGCACGGACAAACCAAUACGAGCCAAGACUCACAUCGACGGAGUAACGGAGGCAUCUUUUCCGGCUCCUCUUCGGUUGACAACCCAUGAGGUAAAACAAGUCAUAAACGACUUUAGAAAGGCAGCUCGGAACGCCAUGGAAGCUGGUUUUGAUGGAGUAGAGAUUCAUGGAGCUAAUGGAUAUCUGAUCGAUCAGUUCUUGAAGGACCAAGUGAACGACAGAACAGAUGAAUAUGGUGGGAACUUAGAGAAUCGUUGUCGCUUCGCUCUACAAGUAGUCGAAGCAGUGGCUGAUGAGAUCGGUGCCGACAGAGUCGGCAUCAGACUAUCGCCAUUCGCCGAUUACAAUGACUGCUCUGACUCGAACCCCGAAGCCCUCGGCCUUUACAUGGCACGGUCUUUGAACAAAUACGGUAUUUUGUACUGUCAUGUGAUAGAGCCGAGGAUGAUCACCCAAUUCGAUAGUCGAAAAACAGAGGACAGUCUAUUGCCGAUGAGAAAGGCUUUCAAAGGAACGUUCAUCGUCGCCGGUGGGUACAACAGAAAAAACGGAAACGAAGUGGUUGCUAGUGGCGGUGCCGAUCUGGUUGCGUUCGGGCGCUUGUUUCUGGGGAACCCUGAUUUGCCGAGGAGAUUUGAGCUCGAUGCUGUGCUUAACGAGUAUGAUAGAAGCACCUUUUACACGCAUGAUCCGGUUGUUGGUUAUACAGACUAUCCGUUUCUCGAAACAAAUAACUAAAUUUCACUUUAU